CCCCGAGUGGCUGAAGCUUUCGGGGCUCCGUGCUGUCAGCCGCGGGGUCCGGUGGGCCGGGCGUGGCUAGGGAACAACACCCCUGCCCGCGGGGGUCCCUGCAGCCAUGGCCUGCUCCAUCGUCCAGUUCUGUUCCUUCCAGGACUUGCAGUCCGCGCGCGACUUCCUGUUCCCUCAGCUGCGGGAGGAGACCCCCGGCGCCCUGAGGAGGGACCCGAGUAAAUCAUCAAACUGGGAAGAUGAUAGUUGGGGAGCAUGGGAAGAAACAGAACCCCAGGAAACCGAAGAAGAAGGAAAUGCUUCUAAAACACAAAAAACUUCCUGGCUUCAAGAAUGUGUUUUAUCCUUAUCUCCAACCAGCGAUCUUAUGGUGAUAGCCCGGGAACAAAAGGCUGCGUUUCUAGUGCCAAAAUGGAAGCAUGGUGAUAAAGGGAAGGAAGAAAUGCAGUUUGCUGUUGGUUGGAGUGGCUCCCUGAGUGUGGAAGAAGGGGAGUAUGUGACCAGUGCUCUCUGCAUCCCACUGGCCAGCCAGAAGAGGAGUUCCACUGGGCGUCCUGACUGGACCUGCAUUGUGGUGGGGUUCACGUCUGGUUACGUGCGGUUCUAUACUGAGAGUGGUGUGCUUUUGCUUGCACAACUCUUGAAUGAGGACAAAGUACUUCAGCUUAAGUGCAGGACCUAUGAAAUCCCCCGACACCCUGGAGUGACCGAGCAGAAUGAAGAACUGAGCAUCCUAUAUCCAGCCGCCAUUGUGACUAUUGAUGGCUUCAGUCUUUUUCAGUCCCUCCGUGCUUGUCGGAACCAGGUUGCGAAAGCUGCAGCAUCAGGCAAUGAGAACAUACAACCACCACCGUUAGCUUAUAAGAAAUGGGGUCUACAAGAUAUUGACACUAUUAUUGAUCAUGCUAGUAUUGGUAUUAUGACUCUGUCGCCUUUUGAUCAGAUGAAGACUGCUUCCGUUAUAGGGGGGAUUAAUGCAACAAUUAAAAACAGCCCACCUGCCAUGUCUCAGUAUAUCACUGUGGGGUCCAGUCCCUUCACUGGCUUCUUCUAUGCUCUAGAGGGAAGCACUCAGCCGCUGCUGUCUCACGUCGCACUCGCAGUUGCAAGUAAACUGACUUCUGCUCUCUUUAGUGCUGCCAGUGGUUGGCUUGGUUGGAAAAGCAAGCAUGAAGAAGAGACCGUCCAGAAGCAGAAGCCCAAGAUGGAGCCAGCUACUCCCUUAGCUGUGAGAUUUGGACUUCCGGAUUCUAGACGCCAUGGAGAAAGCAUAUGCCUGUCUCCUUGUAACACCCUGGCAGCAGUCACAGAUGAUUUUGGCAGAGUUAUCUUGUUGGACGUUGCUCGAGGAAUUGCAAUACGGAUGUGGAAAGGGUACCGAGACGCACAGAUCGGAUGGAUUCAGAUUAUAGAGGACCUCCAUGAACGAGUACCAGAAAAGGGGGAGUUUUCCCCCUUUGGAAAUACUCAGGGUCCCAGUCGAGUAGCUCAGUUCCUUGUGAUUUAUGCGCCACGAAGGGGAAUUUUGGAAGUGUGGAACACACAGCAAGGACCAAGGGUGGGAGCUUUCAACGUGGGCAAGCACUGCAGGCUGCUGUAUCCCGGCUACAAAAUAAUGGGCUUAAACAAUGUGACAAGUCAGAGUUGGCAGCCUCAGACUUACCAGAUCUGUCUUGUUGACCCGGUGUCUGCAAGUGUAAAAAUGGUGAACGUGCCUUUCCAUUUAGCACUGAGUGAUAAGAAGAGUGAAAGAGCCAAGGACCUGCACUUGGUGAAGAAACUGGCAGCCCUGCUAAAAUCAAAGUCACUUGGGCCUGAUUCAUUUGAAACGGAAAUAAAGGAGUUGAUUCUUGAUAUUAAGUACCCUGCAACCAAGAGACAAGCUCUGGAAAGCAUUUUGGCCAGUGAGCGUUUAUCAUUUUCCUGCCUUAGAAACGUUACUCAGACUUUAAUGGACACUUUAAAAAAUCAAGAGCUCGAGUCUGUGGAUGAAGGACUGCUGCAAUUUUGUGCCAAUCAGCUGAAGUUACUACAUCUUUACGAAUCUGUCAGCCAGUUAAAUUCUGUUGGUUUUCACUCAGACACACCGUUCUCUGAUAACGACUUGGCUGUGUUGCUAAGACUGGACGAUAAGGAACUCGUGAAGCUCCGGGCCUUAUUAGAGAAGUACAAACAAGAAAACACCAAGACCACUGUCCGGUUUUCUGAGGAUGCAGACGGAGUGCUGCCUGUCAAGACCUUCCUCGAAUAUCUAGAGUAUGAGAAGGAUGUGCUGAGCAUAAAGAAGAUAAGCGAAGAGGAGUAUGUGGCUCUAGGCAGUUUCUUUUUUUGGAAGUGUUUGCAUGGAGAAAGCUCCACGGAGGAUAUGUGUCACUCUCUGGAGUCUGCCGGACUUAGUCCUCAGCAGUUACUGUCUCUGCUCCUAAGUGUUUGGCUUUCGAAGGAAAAAGAUAUUUUGGACAAACCACAGUCUGUCUGCUGUCUUCAUACCAUGCUGUCCCUACUGAGCAAGAUGAAAGUGGCCAUUGAUGAGACAUGGGAUUCUCAGUCUGUGUCCCCUUGGUGGCAGCAGAUGCGCAUGGCCUGUAUUCAGUCGGAGAACAACGGAGCUGCCCUGCUGUCUGCGCACGUUGGGCAUUCUGUUGCUGCCCAGAUGUCCAGCAAUUCUACAGAUAAGAGAUUUUCCCAGACAGCUUUGGGUGCUGAUGCAGAAGCCCUCACAGACUCCUGGGAAGCCCUUUCUCUUGACACCGAGUACUGGAAGCUCCUGCUGAAGCAGCUGGAAGAUUGCCUCAUCCUCCAGACCCUGCUCCACAGCAAGGCCAGUCCUCCAGCUGCCAAGGUGUCAUCUCCACAGACAGAGCCACUUCCAAGGCUUUCGGUGAAGAAACUGUUAGAAGGAGGAAAAGGUGGUGUUGCAGACAGUGUAGCCAAGUGGAUAUUUAAACAGGACCUCAGCCCUGAAUUGUUGAAAUGUGCCAACCAAGGAAGAGAUUCAGAAAACCCAGAUGAACCCAAAGAAGGUAUUGCGCGAAGUUUCCUUGAGGUGCCAGAGGUGCAGAUAGACCUAGGAGCCAUACCAGAUUUGCUGCGUUUAGCCUAUGAGCAGUUCCCGUGUAGCCUUGAGCUUGACGUGCUGCAUGCACAUUGCUGCUGGGAGUAUGUUGUUCAGUGGAAUAAAGACCCAGAGGAAGCACGCUUUCUGGUUAGGUCCAUAGAACACUUGAAGCACAUUCUUAAUGCACAUGUUCAAAAUGGUAUCGCAUUGAUGAUGUGGAAUACAUUCUUAGUUAAAAGGUUUUCUGCUGCCACCUACUUGAUGGAUAAGGUUGGGAAGUCUCCAAAGGAUAGGUUAUGCCGAAGGGAUGUGGGGAUGAGUGACACAGCAGUGACGUCCUUCCUCGGAUCCUGCCUGGAUCUUCUUCAGACUUCACUGGAGGCUGACAUUAGCAGGGAUGAAAUGCAGAUGCCAGUCCUAGACACCGAGGAUGCCUGGCUGUCCGUGGAGGGCCCCAUCUCUAUAGUGGAACUGGCCCUCGAGCAGAAGCCUAUCCACUACCCACUGGUGGAGCACCAUUCCAUCCUGUGCUCCAUCCUGUAUGCAGCCAUGCGCUUUUCUCUUAAGAGUGUGAAGCCUCUCGCUCUUUUUGAUAGCAAGGGAAAGAAUGCAUUUUUCAAAGACUUAACUUCAAUUCAGUUAUUACCUAGUGGAGAAAUGGAUCCAAAUUUCAUUUCUGUAAGACAACAGUUCUUACUGAAAGUUGUCAGUGCAGCUGUCCAGGCCCAGCAUUCUGUCACCAAGGACAAAGAGCCCUCCGAAGAGGCAGCAACCACUCAUUGGGAAGACCACAACUGGCCAGUUCUGGCUGUGGACUUAGCUCAUCACCUUCAAGUGAGCGAAGAUGUCAUUCGAAGGCAUUAUGUGGGAGAGCUGUACAACUAUGGCGCUGACCUCUUAGGAGAGGAGGCCAUUCUGCAAGUUCAUGACAAAGAAGUUCUGGCAUCUCAGCUGCUCGUGUUGACAGGGCAGAGGCUGGCGCAUGCACUUUUCCACACCCAGACAAAAGAAGGCAUGGAGCUGCUGGCCAGACUCCCACCCACACUUUGCACCUGGCUGAAGGCAAUGAACACCCAGGAUCUUCAGAACACUGAUGUGCCAAUCGCCACAACAGCUAAACUAGUGCACAAAGUAAUGGAGCUCCUGCCAGAGAAGCACGGGCAGUACAGCCUCGCCUUACACCUUAUCGAAGCUGUGGAAGCCAUGGCUACUUUAUGACAGUAGUCCAAAGUCCUGCAGCCACAUCAAUCACUGCAUGUCGCUUUACACAGCAAGAUCUGGAACUUUUUGGAGGGUUUUUUUGUAUAAUAAAUAAAUAUAUUACUUUUAAAAAGUGCAAUCCUGGCUAAAUUCCCUUUCUCCAGUUGAGACUGAAGAUAAAAUACAUUAACUGGGCUAUAAUGAAUACAGAUGCUUUACUGUUAUUUUUUCAUUCAGAUAAGCAGCUUUAUUGUUAAACUUUGUAUUGUCACUGAUUAUAAUCUGCAGAUUUCAUUCUUACUGUAGUGCUCCAGUUCAUGUCCACAUAGCUCCUGUGGGGACGAAGUGUCCAUAACAGCUUCCAUCAGCAUGCCAGAGAUUCAGCCCACAGCCCUUUAGAACAUGCAGAGAUGUCCUUAUGUUUGGCCCUGCACCAGGAUGCCACUGGCAGGGAGCUCUGGGUGCCGACUGCUUCCUGUCCUGGGGUGCUGCUGCCAUCAGAGGAGAAAUGGCUUUGAGAUCCGAGAAGGACCCCGGGCCUGCUGUACUUGCCAGAGUGAACAAUGCAUCAAAAUCAACUAUAAUGUAAAUCAAGAUUUACUCUUUAUUUUGUCAAGUUCCAAAAUUGUAUCCACAUCAGGUAAUUGUAAAAAAUGUAUUAUCUUGUAAGACUUAUAUGUAAAAACGAAAUAACAAAGCAAAGAUUCUAAAAUAUUUAAAGUCCAACUUUAUUUUUCUUCCAAGUGUUCAAAAUGUCUGCUUCUGGGAUGUGGUCAUGUUGCCUGUCCUAGGAGGACAAAGAACAUGCUUCGUGCUGUGACAGCCUUAGCAAACCUACCUCACAGCUGGGUGGAGAGGACAAAGUGCAGCCAGUUCUGUAGCCUGUAGUGCCUAGAGCAGGCCAAGCGCUAAACAGAUGUGUGAGUCAAACCCACCUACCCCGGGCUGGCCAGUGCUUGGCUCUGCAGACAAGCAAGUACUUACUGCGGUGAGCCUAUCUCUGGACUGCCAGGGUCGCAGCUGUCACAGUAAUCAUUCCAAUAGAGGGAAGAAGGCAAUUCCACCAUUGUGAAGGCUGAGAAUGUCCUUCAGGGGCACCCAGUAAUGUCAGAUCUAAGAUCGCGGCUGCUAAAACUAACGCUGUCGGAUUUCACUAAGAGAAAUGUUUCGGUGUUGCCCAGGUGGCUGUGAGGAGCUGCGUGCUGCGAUCUCUGUGAGCACAGCUUGACUGCCAUGAUACCGCCCUUUCCAGAGACCUAGGAGGCCCGUUCUCCCGGGCCCUGAGUACUCUGGAGAGAGUGGACACUGCUGAUGGUCCUUUUACUCUAAUCCCAUUACUUGUUUUGGGCAGGGGACAGCUUGUAUUUUUUUGAUUAUAAAAUUGGCUAAAUAUACUCUGGUAGAUCACAUAAGAGAAUUAGAACACAACUUAAGUCUCUUAAGUUAGAUUUGUCACCAAAAAAUGUAAUACACAUAGAAUUUAAAAAUUAAAUCCUGAGUUUAAUAAAGGCAGUGAAAUAUUCUACUUUACUAAGGGCUUUUAAAAUAAACCUGAUAAAGAAAAAUUAACAUUUAUGUAUCCAUUCUCUAACAACAAAGUGCCACAAAUAAAGGAAUUAGGUUCUAACGGGACUGGUGUCCCUGCAACAAGGGCAUGGCAUAUGCUCUUAACCAGUAGUGUUUCCCUAGAUACCCCCUUCUCUCCCUUACAAUUACACACUUUUUUACCCUGCUAAUGAAAGUGUUGAGAUAAUCCUAACUUCUCUACCCAGGCUGUGCUUAGAUGUAGACGCGCAGGGGCCAGGAUGAUGUAGAUACAGCAGUACGUUACAUAGACGUGGAGGGGCCGGGAUGAUGUAGAUACAGCAGUACGUUACAUAGCACCAGGCUUCCCAUGCUUCCUUCCCACUUUAGCCAAGAGACAUAAAAGGUCACCUACGGUGUGAAGCCUGCUGCACUUAAAUAGCUUUUUAAAAUAUGACUACUUAUGAUUUAAAAUCAUAGCUAACUAAGACUUAGUAUCAAUAAGCUUACAUUGAUUACAGCACUCACUUAGAAGUUGCUAUGGUCCAUUUCAUGAAGAAACAAGUAUUCUUACAGUGCACUACAGCAAUAGUGAAAGCCCUCUCAUCUCACAGGGAUGGGUUUACGAGGCAGCUAGAUUCUGCUUAGAUUAGCCAUCCUUGAAAGAUCAAUCCAGUAUUGGAUUGCUCACAAAAUGCUCUAUAAUUUGUCUACUGUCAAUGUAUUGUAAGUAGUGAAUUUUGUACAUACCAUUAUUUUCUGUGUCUAUUCAUUAUUGUGAACUUAUGUAUAUUAGUGAAAUAAAUGUUCAGCUUUUA
Messenger RNA from Chionomys nivalis (European snow vole), 6600 nucleotides. RefSeq names its product RAB3 GTPase activating non-catalytic protein subunit 2 (gene Rab3gap2). The record is from RefSeq and is a predicted model, not a curated record. NCBI's taxonomy places the organism in Eukaryota, Metazoa, Chordata, Mammalia, Rodentia, Cricetidae. Gene Ontology annotation, biological process: regulation of GTPase activity. Bases 107 to 4276 code for a protein of 1389 amino acids. The transcript has 35 exons.